UUGGGCGUGGUGGCGGUUCGGAAGCUCCCAGGAGGGGCCUGGGAGCCGGCGACUGGGGAUCGGUCUAUAACCAUUGGACUCAGCGGUGUUCCAAGACUUACUUCCGGUCGAGCCCCGGCGUCGCAGAUUCUUCGGCCCACCAUUUUCUCGUUACCUCUGCUUCUGCUGGUGUGCGCCGUGAUGAUAAUGCUUUGGUCAACAGCCGUCAGGGCGUUAACCCCGACUACUAUUAUGCUCACCCAAUGUGUUUUUUCUGAUGGGCAACUUGAGCCUUGGGCCUUUGAGGCGUCUGAUAGUGGUCGUUGGGUUCGCAAGCUUAUCAACCGACGGUUUGAUGGCUUUGCUGAUGAGAUGGCCAUCCUCCCGGAACCUGUGCUCCCCGUCGGUAAACCAGGCACUAAGAUUCCUUGUGCCGCUUGGCAGAAGGUCUUUGACAAGUGUGUGAAGAGACAUGAGAAUGCAGUAGCUGGCAAGUGCGAGUACCUGAGGUGCAAGUUGUACGAGUGUCGUGCCACACAGAAUUGAGGCCUAUGGUGUUAAGCUGUAGGAGGGACAGCGAUUGAGAAGUCUGUAGCUAAUAGAGUUCUACAGUAGUGAAUUGUGAAUAUGUCACACUCUCUUCUGCCCAAGAUCAUUGAUACUUUUGUUCAAGUAUAGUUACAU
This is a messenger RNA of Linum tenue, 663 nucleotides long. The record is from the annotation of a GenBank genome assembly. NCBI's taxonomy places the organism in Eukaryota, Viridiplantae, Streptophyta, Magnoliopsida, Malpighiales, Linaceae.